GAAGGUCGAGGGCUUUUUUCCGGUCUUAGGGUGCUAUUCGGGGCUCGAUUUCCUUGUUUUUUGUCAAAUAAAACCCACCCAAUCAGAGAGAGCCCUACACACAGAUAAAUACACCACUCCGGGCCUCAAAUACAGUUAAAUAAGGCUUCAUAUUUGGCCUGAUUGAAUUGAUGCCAGCGCUGCCAGAGUUGCGGCCCAAGGUGUGGAGAGACUGCAGAGCCUGGAUAUAAUCAGCCACGACGAUCUGGCCACCCUGAAGCAGCGAGUUCACAUGGCCGAAACCUUGUUCUGGCUCAGGCUAUCUGAGCUCUCACGCUCUCCCGACCUCGACACGACGCCUCCACCCCGGGACGGCUUUGUCGUGUCGGAUGGUUCCGAUACCUCGAAAUGGACGCCCAGUGCUUUCGACUCUGCACUAUCGUCACUCGCGUGCAAGCUGCGAGAAAGCAGACUGCCGCAUGUUGACUACGACGCCGAUGGCGCAGAGGAUGUCGUUGAUCUUUCGGUUCUCACCGAGGAGCAUCCCGCUCCCGCCGACCGCCCUGACGGGCAAGGCAUAGACGACAAAACAGCAAUGCGCCACUUUCUUCAUGAAUUACGUAGAGGUGGGGGCAUAUUCGGAGGGGACCCGAAUAUCAAGCGCAUGAAUGAGUUGUUUAACUCGAGAGGGUGCACUUCCCAAUUUAAGCGAGUUAUUGAUUCAGCUGAACGGAGCCACCGUGCCGAAAGUUUCUCGCCUAGGGAUUUGCUAGUUUUCGUCCGUGUCGAAAUGGGCUCGGGGGACUGGUCGAUCGGAUAG
Messenger RNA from Lasiosphaeria miniovina, 799 nucleotides. RefSeq lists its product as uncharacterized. The record is from RefSeq and is a predicted model, not a curated record. The transcript has 5 exons. The coding region runs from base 272 to 799 and encodes 175 amino acids. NCBI's taxonomy places the organism in Eukaryota, Fungi, Ascomycota, Sordariomycetes, Sordariales, Lasiosphaeriaceae.